Lipotes vexillifer (Yangtze River dolphin) is the source of this 1489-nucleotide messenger RNA. It is a transcript of the gene ATP6V0D2, whose product is annotated as ATPase H+ transporting V0 subunit d2. NCBI's taxonomy places the organism in Eukaryota, Metazoa, Chordata, Mammalia, Artiodactyla, Lipotidae. Bases 68 to 1120 code for a protein of 350 amino acids. Gene Ontology annotation, cellular component: proton-transporting V-type ATPase, V0 domain. The record is from RefSeq and is a predicted model, not a curated record. The transcript has 8 exons. Gene Ontology annotation, biological process: proton transmembrane transport. Gene Ontology annotation, molecular function: proton-transporting ATPase activity, rotational mechanism.
CACGUCCUCGGGGUCUGCCCGGGACGCUGAGCUGUUUCAGCUUCUCUCGGCCGCGACCGCUUCCCCCAUGCUUGAGGGCGCCGAGCUGUACUUCAACGCGGACCACGGCUACCUGGAGGGCCUGGUGCGAGGAUGCAAAGCCGGCCUCCUGACCCAGCGGGACUACAUCAACCUGGUCCAGUGUGAGACCCUGGAAGAUCUGAAAAUUCAUCUCCAGACCACUGAUUAUGGCAACUUCUUGGCUAACCAAACAAAUCCUCUUACUGUUUCCAUUAUUGACACGGAGAUGAGAAAAACGCUAUGCAGAGAAUUUGAGUAUUUCCGGAAUCAUUCCCUGGAGCCCCUGAGCACCUUUUUCACAUAUAUGACGUGCAGUUACAUGAUAGACAAUGUGAUUCUACUGAUGAACGGUGCAUUGCAAAAAAAGUCUGUGAAAGAAAUUCUGGUGAAGUGCCACCCGUUGGGCCGUUUCACAGAAAUGGAAGCAGUCAAUAUUGCAGAGACACCUUCUGAUCUCUUUAAUGCCAUUCUGGUUGAAACACCAUUAGCUCCGUUCUUUCAAGACUGUAUGUCUGAAAAUACUCUAGACGAACUGAAUAUUGAAAUACUGCGCAAUAAACUGUACAAGUCUUACAUCGAGGCAUUCUAUAAAUUCUGUAAGAAUCAUGGUGAUGUCACAGCAGAAAUUAUGUGCCCCAUUCUUGAGUUUGAGGCAGACAGACGUGCUUUUAUCAUCACUCUUAACUCCUUUGGCACCGAGUUGAGCAAAGAGGACCGCGAGACCCUCUACCCAACCUGUGGCAAGCUCUAUCCCGAGGGACUGCGCCUGCUGGCCCAAGCAGAGGACUUCGAGCAAAUGAAGAGAGUAGCGGACCAUGGAGUAUACAAGCCUUUGUUUGAGGCUGUAGGUGAUGGCAGUGGGGGAAAGACAUUGGAGGAUGUGUUUUAUGAACGUGAGGUACAGAUGAAUGUGCUGGCAUUCAACAGGCAAUUCCACUAUGGUGUGUUUUAUGCGUACACCAAGUUGAAGGAACAAGAAAUAAGAAAUGUCGUGUGGAUAGCCGAAUGCAUUUCACAAAGACAUCGAACUAAAAUUAACAGUUACAUUCCAAUCUUAUAACCCAGUGAGGGGCCUGAAAUGCAGAAAAUCAUAAAUGUUAGGAGGAAGUUACUGAGGGAAAUAGGAGUCGUGUUAUAUGAUCUAGAUCACACAAAACUAAACCACACUUCAUUUCAUGAAUUGCAGACCAACUGGAAACGUAGCAAGCCAACCCUGAAACAAAGCAUUUCUUUUUCUUCCAGAAGCCUUAAAUCUUGCUUCCACAUUUAUGUCUCAUUCUUCACCUUGCUUUAGACAUUAAUUUUAAUUAACCCUAUGGUACUUUUCCUAUUCUUAUUUUUGUUCUUUUAAAAAUCAAAUCUAUUAAAAGUAUUUUGCUUUCCCAUGAUUCUCCACAGGCCCAAAUACUGAGUGUCUGCUUUAUUUUUU